Arabidopsis arenosa is the source of this 2430-nucleotide messenger RNA. Lineage: Eukaryota; Viridiplantae; Streptophyta; Magnoliopsida; Brassicales; Brassicaceae. The record is from the annotation of a GenBank genome assembly.
UGUUUGUUUUUCUAAGGAAAAUUCGUUGUUUCUCGGGAAAAUUGACGAAGCUUUGGAUUCAAUUCCAGAAUUUCAAAAAUCAGAAAAUUCUUUAGGGUUUCGUUUUGAUUUGUGUUUUCAAUGGUGGUAGCAACGACCAUAGCGCUUUACGCGAGUCCAGCGAGCACUGUAUGUUCCACAGCUCACCAGAUCAACGCUCAUAUCUCUUGUGAUCUCGAUCUGAACUCUAGAUCUUCAUCGGCGUCUUCUUCCACGAGUUCUCCGACUAUAGGAGGUCUCUCUUUGCUUUUCUCCGGCGCUUCCGUGAAAUCAUCGUCGUCUUCUUCCUCAUCGCAUCCAACGGUAGGAGAGGAAUUAGCUUCGAUACGUCAUGAUCGAAGCGAGGAUCGGACUUUAAGCGGAUCCUUCUGUUAUUCUCCGAGCAAAUUCAUCGGUUCUUCAUAUCUUAAACGAGAUCACCAAAGCCCUGUCUCGGUGCUUCAUGGUCCAAUUUCAUCUGGUAACAGUCCUCCGAUGAGGAUUUCACGCGAUCGGAACUUAGAUGGUGGAUCUUCUCUUCGUGUAGGAUCUAGCAGGUUGUUCAAUGGUUUCGUCAGGAAAGCGAUAGGUUCUUGUGUUGAUUACGAUACAGACUCUGUUCUCGUUGAUGAGCAGCUACCGUUUACCAUGGACGAUGGUUUCGAAGGAGAAAGAAGACAACCAUAUGCUAGGGAUUUGCUUAGGCGUGCUCAAUUGAAACAUAAAAUCUUCGAAGAUGAAUCUGUGAUCAAAGCAUUUUACGAAGCUGAGAAAGCUCAUAGAGGACAGAUGAGAGCAAAUGGUGAUCCUUACCUGCAACAUUGUGUUGAGACUGCGAUGUUGUUAGCUGACAUCGGAGCUAAUUCGACUGUUGUUGUAGCUGGAAUUUUACAUGAUACUUUAGACGAUUCGUUUAUGAGCUAUGAUUAUAUUCUCAGAACUUUUGGAUCAGGAGUUGCUGAUCUUGUGGAAGGGGUGUCUAAGCUUAGCCAAUUAAGUAAACUUGCUCGGGAAAACAAUACGGCUUGUAAAACCGUUGAGGCAGAUCGUUUGCACACUAUGUUUCUUGCAAUGGCAGACGCGAGAGCUGUUCUUAUAAAGUUAGCUGAUCGGUUACACAACAUGAUGACUCUCUAUGCUUUACCACCAGUGAAGCAGCAAAGGUUUGCUAAAGAGACUCUGGAGAUAUUUGCGCCUUUGGCUAAUCGUUUGGGAAUCUCUAGCUGGAAAGUUGAGCUUGAAAAUAUGUGUUUCAAGCAUCUCUAUCCUGAUCAGCACCAUGAGAUGUCUGAUAUGCUUGAGGAUUCAUUCAAUGAAGCUAUGAUUACUUCCGCGAUUGGGAAAUUGGAGCAAGCGCUUAAGAAAGAAAGCAUUCCGUACCAUGUUCUAUCUGGACGACACAAGAGCUUGUAUAGUAUCUACUGCAAGAUGUUGAAGAAAAAGCUAACCAUGGAUGAAAUCCAUGAUAUUCAUGGCUUACGUUUGAUUGUUGACAAUGAGAAAGAUUGUUACAAGGCCUUAGGAGUAGUUCACAAGCUAUGGUCUGAAGUUCCUGGAAAGCUGAAAGAUUACAUUUCUCAUCCCAAGUUCAACGGGUACCAAUCUUUGCAUACUGUAGUAAUGGGUGAUGGAACUAUUCCGCUUGAAGUUCAAAUACGAACAAAGGAGAUGCAUUUGCAAGCUGAAUUUGGGUUUGCAGCUCACUGGAGAUACAAGGAAGGUGACUGCAAGCAUUCAUCAUUUGUGCUUCAGAUGGUUGAAUGGGCAAGAUGGGUCGUGACCUGGCAUUUCGAAACAAUGAGCAAAGAUAGAUCCUCGAUCUGCUCUUCCGAGCCUUUGUGCAGUUUCCCGUCUCACGCUGAAGACUGUCCGUUUUCAUAUAAGCCUAAUGGUAACCAAGAAGGACCAGUCUAUGUCAUUGUAAUCGAAAAUGAGAAGAUGACUGUGCAAGAGUUUCCCGCGAAUUCCACAGUCUCGGACCUGUUAAGCAGAGCAGGACCAGGGAGCUCGAGAUGGUCAAUGUACAGCAUCCCGGCAAAGGAAGAGCUAAGGCCAAGACUAAACCAGACACCUGUAAGUGAUCUGAAAUGCAAGCUGAAGAUGGGAGAUGUGGUGGAGCUGACUCCAGCCAUACCUGACAAGUCUCUGACUGAAUACAGAGAAGAGAUUCAACGAAUGUAUGAUCGAGGGCUUGCGUUUUCACGCCCUCACCGUGCAGCUGCUGGUACCAUGGUUGGCUGGGGAAGCUAACAGAUUCUCUUUGUUCAUGUAUAUAUACUAUAGUUGCAUAUAUAGUAAUGCUUCAGAAGAUUUGUUGUACCUUUGGUAUUGUUGAUUCCCACACAACAGUGUAUAUAUAUGCUCAUAUGCUCUACAAAAACUGACUCUGGUCAAUAAUAUUUGAUUCUCUUA